This is a messenger RNA of Cryptosporidium muris RN66, 372 nucleotides long. RefSeq lists its product as uncharacterized. The transcript is spliced from 2 exons. Lineage: Eukaryota; Apicomplexa; Conoidasida; Eucoccidiorida; Cryptosporidiidae. The record is from RefSeq and is a predicted model, not a curated record. Bases 1 to 372 code for a protein of 123 amino acids.
AUGAGUGAGCGAAAUAAGAGUGUCCUUGGUAGAUAUACAAAUGCAGAUAUCUUUGAGAAACUCUUUGGGAUUGACCAGAGGUUUAUUUUAAAGGCUUUAAAUAUUACAUGUCUAUUUCUAUCUAUAGUAUCAUUGAUAAUGACUAUAAUAGCCUAUAAAUAUGAGCAAUUUCUUCAUGUGAAGCUAUUAGCUAUACUUACGAUCCUUCUAUCUGUAUUUUCAGUAUGUGUCAUGAUUUUCAUACCAGAAUUUGAGAGAUGUCUAGGAGAGUCUGGGGGUGUGGGCGUACCUCCUAGGGGUACUAAUGAUGUGACUGGGAGUAAUCCUAGCUGUGCAUCGUCAGAUCUACUGACUAGGAGGAAGGUUCAGUAG